Molecule: messenger RNA, 863 nt
Organism: Trifolium pratense (red clover)
Lineage: Eukaryota; Viridiplantae; Streptophyta; Magnoliopsida; Fabales; Fabaceae
Product: histone deacetylase 6
Exons: 5
Coding region: 71-505 (144 amino acids)
Molecular function (GO): zinc ion binding
Source: RefSeq, a predicted model, not a curated record
CUAAACUUGAUAAACCAAAGUUGAUUGGAAAAGUAAGCGAAUAGGAUUCUUAGCGAGGUUGGUAAAGUCCAUGGCUUCAUCUUCUUCUCAAUCUCGACAGGAGGAAUCUGGGUUAUCGGAAGAAGAUUACGACUUAAUCCAUGGCUCUGAAUCUGGUUGGGUCGAUGCUCGAACUUCAUGCAAUCAUCUCUCUUCCUUAUCCGCUGCUGAUCUUACCCACAUUCCAACCCCCAAUACUCCCUGCAACACGUGCCAACACCCUACUGAAAACUGGCUUUGUUUGUCGUGUAAGGAAGUUCUCUGUGGCCGUUUUGUGAACAGGCAUAUGCUUCACCAUUUUCGUCAAACUAAUCAUAGCGUGGCUCUCAGUUUCAGUGAUCUCUCAGUAUGGUGCUUCUCCUGUGAUGCUUAUUUGGACGCUCAAGUUAUUCACCAAUUGCGUCCUGUUCAUCAACUCGCCUAUAUAUUGAAAUUCAAUCAACCUCCACCACUUCGACCAAGUUGAAGCCUCAAGGUUGUUACUCCAACGAAGUUGAAUGCUUGACAGAUGUUUAACCAAUAAGUAUAAAAGGAUCCUCCAAUGCUUACAAAAAUUGUUAGAAGGGUGACAUCGGUGGUAUCUAUAUGAGAGAAGAUACAAACUUAGCUGAAUACCAUGUCAUAAUUUUUUAAAAAUUUCUAUAGAAUUUAUGUUUAGUAGUUUGUUUAUUAUGUCAAAAUUGGUGCAUGCUAGACCGAUUUGAUUCUAUAUUUGGGUUCUAAGGCUUAGUUUCCUAUAUGUGCUUCUAGAGAGAUAGCAUUGUAUGAUGUAUAUACGGUUCUAGUUUAUGCAACAAACUGUCAAGUAACAUUCAAUUUGCCAA